Aspergillus terreus NIH2624 is the source of this 2037-nucleotide messenger RNA. RefSeq names its product putative CUE domain protein. Gene Ontology annotation, molecular function: ubiquitin binding; zinc ion binding; dioxygenase activity. The transcript has 3 exons. Lineage: Eukaryota; Fungi; Ascomycota; Eurotiomycetes; Eurotiales; Aspergillaceae. Bases 1 to 2037 code for a protein of 678 amino acids. The record is from RefSeq and is a predicted model, not a curated record. Gene Ontology annotation, cellular component: nucleus. Gene Ontology annotation, biological process: DNA repair; DNA alkylation repair.
AUGCCGUCGCAUGAUACCAUUGAAAAGUCCGUCGCCGCGCAAUUCCUCCACACCGAAGUCUCCCGUCUGGGAGCGCAACCGGGCCUUCGUUCGCUACCGCCGGGUCCGGAGCGCGAUUUCCUGACUCUCACCUGGGGCCCCACCGUCUACCGAACGACCUACGCGCCUGAGUCGCACCGUCUCCUCCCCUUGUUCCUCCGUGCGCUGAACGAGGCAAUCCAAACCGCGCUGCACCGUCUUCCGGGGACACGCGAAGAAAUCCAUCUCCUGGAGAAAACUUACGCCUCAAAGGUGUUCAGCGCGCAAGACCAGUACCAGGACGUGGGCGAGGACGUCAUCCGCCAGAUCUUUCACGACUGGAAAGUCUCCCUCGCAUUACCGUCUAUCGAGCUUCCGGUGCGUCUGCGGCUGUGCUUGAUCGUGGAUGAUGCGGUUUUGGCUUCGUUUGCAAAGCAGGUGGACCUGGCUGCGAAGGAGGGGCAAGAUGCGCAUACUUCCGGGUGUCCGAUAAAAGUCCUCGAGGAGAACUUUCCCGAUUCGCAUCGCAGAGAUUCCAAUCCGGCCUCCCGGGAGCGUAUACAUGGGUGGUGGGGAUUGGAAAGCAGAUCGGAGACGGUGGCCCCUAUGGACCGUUUUGUAUCCCGCAAACGACCUCGGUCCCCAUCCCCAUCCCCCGUGUCCUAUCCGGACGGCAUCCCGCCACCGGACGAUGACUCGACCGACGUGAAGCUCGCACAGCUCGUCUCCCUCUUCCCAGAAACCACCCAAGAUCUCCUCCUGGACAUCCUCGUCGCCAGCGGCGGCUCCGUAGACCGCGCCGCAUCCACACUCACCUCGCAGCGCGUCUGCAAAUCACCCACCAAACGGGCCACGCCAUCCACACCCGCGGUGCAGACCUCGCUCGCCGCACACAUCCAUGUGCUCCCGCCGGCACCAGGGACGGCCGCUGCGCCGUCCCCGCUGAAACGGCAGCCACUGACCCGCAAGGGCAAGACGCUGCAUCUGUUCGCGCCGGAAGACGUCGCAGCGCACACGCCCUGCACGAUCAUCCACAACUUCCUUCCGGCGGCGCAGGCCACCGCGCUCCUGCGCGAGCUGCUCGACGAGUCGGCCCAUUUUGCGCGGUACCGGUUCCAGCUCUUCGACCGCGCCGUCGAGAGCCCGCACUCCGCCUGCGUGUACGUCUCCACCGCCGACGAGUACAGACAGCACACGUCCGAGUACACGUACGGCGGCACGUACCGCUCCAACGUGCGCCAGAUCACGCCGCAGAUGCGCCGUGUCUCGGGCGCCGUGCAGCGCGCCGUCAACGAUGAGGUCAGCAAGCGCAUCCGCUCGCACUACCCCGGUGGCAAGAAGCUGCGGUACCAGUCGCCCAAGGAGUGGAUGCCCAAUGCGGCGUUUGUCAAUUGCUACGACGGGCCGGCGGAGAGCGUCGGCUUCCACGCGGACGAGCUGACCUAUCUGGGGCCCCGCGCGAUCAUUGGCAGUCUGAGUUUGGGCGUGGAGCGGGAGUUUCGCGUGCGACGGGUGGUCGCGGACGAUGCGGAUGAGGGUGCUGAGGUGGGGGAGACCUCUACACUGAAAAACACACAGGCCUCCUCAGAGUCGCGUGCGGACGCGCAGGGCCAAAUCUCCAUCCAUCUACCCCACAACUCUCUUCUCAUCAUGCAUGCCGAGAUGCAGGAAGAGUGGAAGCAUGCGAUUGUCCCGGCGCAGACCAUCUCGCCCCAUCCGGUCUCCGGAAACCGCCGCAUCAACAUCACGUACCGAUGGUACCGGGACUCUCUUCAUCCGCGGAACACGCCGCGCUGUCGGUGCGGGAUGCACGCCAUCCUUCGGUGUGCGCAGCGCAAACGGGAGUCCCGCGGCCGGUACAUGUGGAUGUGCUAUGCGGGGUUUGCGCCGGGAAAGAAGUCCUGUGGGUUCUUCCAGUGGGCUGAAUUUGAUGACGAUGGGGAGCCUUUGUGGGAGAAGAAGCAGGCGGAAGACCGUGCUCCUAUAUUGAGGAACUUUGUAGAUGAAUCUUCGGAAUGA